This is a messenger RNA of Oryza sativa Japonica Group (Japanese rice), 882 nucleotides long. The record is from RefSeq and is a predicted model, not a curated record. Lineage: Eukaryota; Viridiplantae; Streptophyta; Magnoliopsida; Poales; Poaceae.
AUGUAUGUAUAUAUCUCCGACGCCGAGCGACACGCCGCCCUCGCCGUCCAGUGGCAGCUCCCCGACAACGCCGGGUGGAGGUGGAGGCUACACGCCGACACCGAGCGACACGCCGCCCUCGCCGUCCAGUGGCAGCUCUCCCACUACACCGGGUGGAUGCUCCACUCCCACGCCGUGCGGCAUGCCGCCCGCGCCGUCGAGUGGCACCUCUCCGACCACACCGGGUGGAAGCUACUACCCGCCCACGCCGUCCAUUGGCGACGUGCCACCCUCGCCGUCCAGCGACACCUCUCCGACCACACCGGGCGGAGGCUCCCGUCCACGCCAUGCGACACGCCGCCCUUGCCGUCCAGUGGCACGUCCCCGACCACGCCAGGUGGAGGCUACUACCCGCCCACGCCAUCCGUCGGCGACGUGCCUCCCUCGCCGGCCAGUGGCACCUCCCCAUCCACGCCAGGUAGUGGAGGCUACUCUCCGUCCACGCCAUGCAGUGCGCCGCCGUUGCCUUCAAGUGGAACCUCCCCAACCACGCCGGGUGGAGGCUAUUCUCCUUCCACGCCGUGCAAUGCGCCGCCCUCCCCUUCAAGUGACACCUCCCCGACGACACCUGGUGGCGGCAACUACCCGCCCGCGCCCACCAUUGGCAACGUCCCGCCAUCGCCAUCCAGCGGCACCUCCCCGAGCACACCGGGUGGUGGCUGCUCAUCCUCACCCACGCCAUGCGACGCGCCGCCCUCGCCAUCCAGUGACACUUCCCCGACAACACCGGGUGGAGGGUACUACCCGCCCAAGCCGUCCAUCGGCACCUCGCCAUCCACACCGGGCACCGGCGGAGGCUACUACCCUCCCUUAAUUAUGUACCCAAACGAUAAUUAUGUUUGA